AUGGCAAACGGAGGGGACCAGUUCGGCCUUGCAGAGCGCCCGGACUCGGACUGCAUGGAUUCUCCAAAAGACACCAAACAGGAGAAUCCGAGCCUGACCUUGAACUCACCAUCUUCACCGCAGACAACGUCCAGCCAGCAGGUAGCAGCCUGCACUGAGGACCACCAUGGGAUGGAGGGAAUCAAAGUUUUCCUUCAUGACAGGGAGCUCUGGACCAAGUUUGAUGAAGUAGGAACUGAAAUGAUCAUCACCAAGGCCGGGAGGAGGAUGUUCCCCAGCUACAAAGUGAAGGUCACAGGACUGAACCCGAAAACCAAGUACAUCCUGCUGAUGGACAUCGUGCCCGGAGACGACCAUCGCUACAAAUUUGCGGACAAUAAAUGGUCCAUAACGGGAAAGGCAGAGCCCGCGAUGCCCGGGAGGCUCUACGUUCAUCCGGACUCUCCCGCCACCGGGGCGCACUGGAGCCGUCAGCUGGUCUCUUUUCAAAAGCUAAAACUCACCAACAACCACCUGGACCCGUUUGGACACAUAAUACUCAACUCCAUGCACAAAUACCAGCCUCGGCUCCACAUCGUCAAGGCGGAUGAGAACAACGGCUUCGGCUAAAACACAGCUUUCUGCACUCACGUCUUCUCUGAGACCGCCUUCAUCGCUGUGACAUCCUAUCAGAACCACAAGAUCACACAGCUGAAGAUAGAGAAUAAUCCUUUUGCGAAGGGCUUCAGAGGCAGCGAUGACAAUGAGCUGCACCGCAUGGCCAAGCUACAAGGUAAGGAUUACCCAGUGGUCCCUCGCAGCACUGUCCGUCAGAGGGCCUGCUCCUCUGGGAGUCCGUUCAGCGGAGAGAGUCGAGGUCUGCGAGGCUCCCAGGCCGUUAGAUCCCCCUUCAGCUGUGAGAACGGCUUGACCCGAAGCAGUCCUCAGGAGCUGCUGAGCCCUGUUCCGUCACACUACAGCCUGCCUCAUCCACACCUGCAGCCCGGACAGCAGCCGCAGGUUUAUCACUGCACCAAGAGGAAAGUGGAGGAGAACUGCUCUUCAGGAAACCAGCAUCCCUACAAGAAACCCUUCGCCGGUAGCUCCCCAAGUGAGGGCGAAUCUUACUACCACCCCUCCUCCUACCCUCCUCCUCCGUCUGGUCUCUCGGCCAACCCUGCCCUGGGCCUCACCGACUCCCCCUACACCUCAGACAUGGGACAGCGUCAGGCGUGCAUGUUUGCCGGCUCGGAGCACAGAAUGGAUGAACUCAGCUGUGCAUCCUGGUCUUACACCUGCCCUCUGCCUGCCGCCAUGACCCCCAUGGAGCCCUACCCGCCUUACACCCCUCACCCCCCCUACAGCUCCAGCCCCCAGGGCUCCCGACUCAGCGCUAUAGCCCACCAGAGCUCCCCGCCGCUGGGGGAGCACAUUACCCACGAUCCCUACCAGACCCAAAGCUCCGGACCUCCAUCUCAGAGCUCCCAAAACAUUCACAACAGGCAGCUCAGCUCUCCGCUCAGAGAAUACCCUCGCUACACGCCCAACCUGUCUCCCCCCCUCUACCACACACUAGAGACGCACACACACAUCCGCUGUGGAGUGCCUGAAUGGAGUGCAGCCUCCUAACUGAACCGGAAGACAACCCCGAAAGACUGAAUAAUGGACAGAGAUUCCUUUCUGCUCUUCUGAAAGAUGCUGCACUGUGUACGGACUGAACAUGACAUAACUUUUGUAAAAUAAUUGUGAAAAGUGUGAUUUUGUGCCAUGUGAAGAGGUCUCAUCUGUUGUCAUGUUUCUCCCUCCUGCUGGAAGGAGCAGCGGAUUGUUAAGGACUAGUGAGGAUCUGGACGUCUAUGAUGUUGCAGAUGUUCAAGAAAAAAACAGUGUUGCUCCUUCUAAGCAGCACAGUGAACAUCAAAGUUGUGUUUUAUUGUCUUUGUGCAACUCAAAGACUGGCGUCAUUCAAAUGUUUGCACUGUGAGCCCUGCUAAGGCCAAACCAUGAACAGCACUACAGGCUGUUAUCCUCUCAAUGACUCCCGCUUUUUGCAUUGUGAAGGAUGUAAAUUGUGAUCCAUUGUCAGACAGGCAGUAACAUUUACUGACCAAAAUAAUCUCAGCUCUCAGUCCGAGGGAGACGUUUUUUUUUCUCUUUAGUGGAGGAAAACACGGCUCUACGCUCACUCUCAGUGAAGGAGAAUAGGCAUGAGUAGUCUGCACGUGUGUGUGCGUGUGUGUGUGUAUGUAAAGCCUAUGUCAGCUCAGCUCAAGGAUGCUAUGAGUUAAUUUCCAAUGAGACAGGCAGUAGUAGCUGCAGGCGCUGCACCAUAGAGAUAAACAGUUUGUUUAGACCAAGCUACAGGCUGAAGGACCUGUAAACACUCUUUCCACUGCAUUCUGGGUAAAUGCACAACUCAGCGUCACACAGCUGUCACUGCUGUCCUCUCAGUCACCCCCGCCUGACCAAUUGGCUUUCUCCGUUCACUGGGAGCUGACCAAUGACCGUGCGGCUCUCUUUCAUCCCCGGCCGACCGUGUUUUAUGCGUGCGUGUGUUGGCCCAUUUUCGUUUGUGAAUUAUUCAUGAGUCCAGUGUUGAUCCGUGACAUGUGAGGAUUGCUCAGCAAACGCAAAGACACACAGUGCUGUAAAUGUGAUAAUGUUGAUGCACCAAAACAUAUUAGUCUCUUGAUUGUAAAUCUGAAAUUGUCCCUGUCAUAGCCCUCCAUUACUCCAUUAACUGUGUUGACCACAAUUGGGCCAGCACAUUUCCUUGCAGAUUUGGGACACUUCAGUCCCUGUAGCUAACUGUAAAGAAACAUUUGUGGCUCUUUUUGUGCAAAAUAGAAGCAAGCUGAGAUUUUGAGUCAGUUUUGUGUUACGAUGCAGUUUUUACAUUUCUGUCCAGGUGUUUUGAAAUGCAGUCAUGUGUGAUAAGGUGCUCUAACAUUACAGACCAUCAGUUUGCAGAGAGGAGAUCCUCAUCAUUCCUUCUUAUGUGUUUGAUUUUGUGUGUGCGAAUGUGUGAGUGUGCCAACGGGAUGUAAAGAUUGUUUUAUAGGUUGUUUAUAGCCUCUCUCCCGCUAAUAGUAUUUAUUACUCUAGAUUUGUAAAGAAUAGUUUGGUGUUGACUUGUGAAACAUGAUGGUAUUGUUCAGAGAUAUUUGUUUCUCUUUGAGGGUUUGUUUCCAGUUCCACACUCCAUCUCCAAGUGGUGAUAAAUCGUCGUGAUUAAACAAGCAAACUUUUCUGUUCUAUGAAAACAAGUGCAGAUUUAUAAGCAAAAUAAAUUGAAUAAAUUUUAGAGAGAAAGCCAA
Molecule: messenger RNA, 3296 nt
Organism: Acanthochromis polyacanthus (spiny chromis)
Lineage: Eukaryota; Metazoa; Chordata; Actinopteri; Pomacentridae
Gene: tbx5b
Product: T-box transcription factor 5b
Biological process (GO): cardiac left ventricle formation; regulation of transcription by RNA polymerase II; positive regulation of DNA-templated transcription
Cellular component (GO): nucleus
Molecular function (GO): DNA-binding transcription factor activity, RNA polymerase II-specific; RNA polymerase II cis-regulatory region sequence-specific DNA binding
Source: RefSeq, a predicted model, not a curated record